UCGCGCGUGAGUGGUGGUUUUAUUGUUUUUUUGUGGUCAUGGUGGUUAUUUCAAUUGCAAUUUCUUUGAUUUCAAUUUCUUUGAAGGGUAUCUCCUGUAUCUGUUUCAUUUUGAGUGAAGGGCCUUUGCAGGCCUUCCGUAAUCCGUUGUUACCGAGUACCAGUGUAAGUACAGAAUGGACGCCGAACCAACGCAGAAAACGAGGGAUCUUGAUUUGGAUUUAAAGAUGGAUCAGCAUCAGCAUGUGUCUGAACUACUGCCGCUCAUGCGGGCUGCGUCAACGUCACCAGAAGAACCAAAGUGGUCUCGGGAGGGCUCUCCUGACAGUGACGAAGAAUGGGUCUCAUCACAGUGUGUGAGGAAGUCUCAGAGGCUGAGGGACUCUACUCCCAUAGACAGUGGCUCUGAGAGCGACUUUCGGCCAGUUGUGAAGGAGGAGAUAAAGAUUGAAGUCACUUCACCAAGGGUUGAGCGGCCGUCGUCUCCCUCGGUGCGGGACGACGAUCCUUUGUCGGACCACGCUCUCCAUUCGCUGGUGAAGGAGGAAAAGUUCCGACAUCGAUCACCGUCACCGUCUGAGGACUCCAUCGGGUUCACUGAGGUGGACCGGGACAAGACGUCAAAGCCCGUUCCGCGGGGCUCUGAGCUGCUGGUGUACUACGGAGACGACUCGGCCCGGGAGCUGACCGUCCACUCGGAGACGUCUGAGGAGUCUGUGACUUCCUCUCCGGCCGGACCUUCAUCUUCAGGUAUUGGUGGUACACUUCGGUGUCCCCACUGCGGCUUCCGAUGCCUCGGACAACAACGUCUGGACAGACACGUGAAGAGAAGUCACGGUCACGUCGACAGGAACGGGAGAUUCAAGUGCGAGUGGUGUCAGUACUCAACCGACAAUUCCAGCGACAUGAAACGCCAUCGAAGGACUCACACUGGGGAGCGGCCGCACCGCUGUGAUAUCUGUACGGCACGGUUCAUUUUACGGUCACACCUCACGGCACACAUGCGGACCCACACUGGGGAGCGGUCAUACAGCUGCUCCUUAUGCACGACACGGUUCGCUUUACGGGCUCACCUCACCACACACAUGCGGACCCACACGGGGGAGCGGCCGUACGACUGCUCCAUCUGCAAGGCACGGUUCACUGAACGGUCAACCCUCACUAAACACAUGCGGACCCACACUGGGGAGCGGCCGUACGACUGCUCCAUCUGCAAGGCACGGUUCACUGAACGGUCAACCCUCACUAAACACAUGCGGACCCACACUGGGGAGCGGCCGUACGGCUGCUCCAUAUGCACGGCACGGUUCUCUCAACAGUUUACCCUAACAAAACACAUGCGUAUCCACACGGGGGAACGGCCGUAUUGCUGCUCCAUCUGCACGGCACGGUUCACUCAACGGGUCAGCCUCACUAAACACAUGCGAACCCACACUGGGGAGCGGCCGUACAGCUGCUCCUUAUGCACGGCACGGUUCGCUUUACGGUCUCACCUCACCACACACAUGCGGACCCACACUGGGGAGCGGCCGUACGACUGCUCCAUCUGCAAGGCACGGUUCACUGAACGGUCAACCCUCACUAAACACAUGCGGACCCACACUGGGGAGCGGCCGUACGGCUGCUCCAUAUGCACGGCACGGUUCUCUCAACAGUUUACCCUAACAAAACACAUGCGUAUCCACACGGGGGAACGGCCGUACGACUGCUCCAUCUGCAAGGCACGGUUCACUGAACGGUCAACCCUCACUAAACACAUGCGGACCCACACUGGGGAGCGGCCGUACGGCUGCUCCAUAUGCACGGCACGGUUCUCUCAACAGUUUACCCUAACAAAACACAUGCGUAUCCACACGGGGGAACGGCCGUAUGGCUGCUCCAUCUGCACGGCACGGUUCACUCAACGGGUCAGCCUCACUAAACACAUGCGAACCCACACUGGGGAGCGGCCGUACAGCUGCUCCUUAUGCACGGCACGGUUCGCUUUACGGUCUCACCUCACCACACACAUGCGGACCCACACUGGGGAGCGGCCGUACGACUGCUCCAUCUGCAAGGCACGGUUCACUGAACGGUCAACCCUCACUAAACACAUGCGGACCCACACUGGGGCGAGGCCGUACGGCUGCUCCAUAUGCACGGCACGGUUCUCUCAACAGUUUACCCUAACAAAACACAUGCGUAUCCACACGGGGGAACGGCCGUAUGGAUGUUCCUUAUGCACGGCACGGUUCAUUCAACGGUCACACCUCACCGGACACAUGCGAUCCCACUCAAAGAGCGGCCGCACUGCUGGCACUACCAUCUAACGCUUUGUUAGUUUGACACACAAUAGAUUGGUUUAAACCGGUACAUAGUUUUGAGGAUCACACAGGUAUGACCGAUACGGUAAAUGGUUUGACUGUCGAAAUGCAAUGCUGAGACGCAUCGACACAGGUAUGACCGGCCAUUGUUGUGCGUUUGAUCGUUGUGUUUUAUCUGUCCUGUGGUUGUCGUUUGUGAGGUCUCAGGUUUGUUGCUAAUCGUGUAACAUCACCCGGUUUCUGUAUGUCAAUACAGGUUGAAGUAGUAGUUUUUUAA
Molecule: messenger RNA, 2579 nt
Organism: Amphibalanus amphitrite
Lineage: Eukaryota; Metazoa; Arthropoda; Thecostraca; Balanomorpha; Balanidae
Product: zinc finger protein 84-like
Exons: 9
Coding region: 176-2308 (710 amino acids)
Biological process (GO): regulation of transcription by RNA polymerase II; cellular developmental process
Molecular function (GO): RNA polymerase II cis-regulatory region sequence-specific DNA binding; DNA-binding transcription repressor activity, RNA polymerase II-specific
Source: RefSeq, a predicted model, not a curated record